CUUGCCUUGCUCGGAGACAGAGCGAGGGAGCCCUGGUUGGCCUGCUGGAGGAUCAGGUUACACACACGCUGUCAUUAACAGCAGACUGUGUCAUGCACAGAGAUGCAGUGCUUCAAGUCUGAGCAGGAAUCUGGGGCUGGCUCAGGCGUGGUGGUGUAAGUGCCUCCGUCUCAAACCAGCCUGGGAGUGAGAGAGAAGAGGUUGUGUGAGAGAGAGCGGAGGGACGGAGGAAGAGCGAGGGAGGCGGGACUUGGCGGAGACUCCGUCGACAGACGAGAGAUCUCCUAUCGCCGGCGCGUUUUUGGAUUCCAACCCAUUUUAAACAUUGUGCGUUUGAGCUACAGACUGCUGGGUUGUUGCAUUGGAUUCGUUUAUUUCUUCUGCCUCCACAAAUACCAACCAUUAGUUAACGGGGGCUGAGCUAGAGCUGCGUUUUGCUCUCCGACGCUUACAAGCUGCAAGAGAGUCGUCAGAAGGUCUACAAUGUUAGACGGAGACAUGUUUUUCCUGGUCUUCAUACUUCUGGUUUUACCCUCCUCCAGCGUGAAAGAUGAGGGGAGAGUGAGCGACUACGAGUGUGCGUGCGACGGGCCGUCAUGCGACGGAGGAGACCGGUGUUUUGGUCAGCAGUGCUUCUCGGCCCUCUCCGUCCAGAACGCCAUUUCCGUCCAGCGGAAGGGAUGCAUUGUGGGCCGGAGCGAGGAGUCCAUAAGUUGCGAAAGCCCCCCAUCCCAUAACCCGACGGUGGAGUGCUGCCAUGGCGACCUUUGCAACAUGAAUGUCACAGUGGCAACACCAGCGAGAGAUGAGGAAGUGAUGCCUGCCUUGCAAGGCAUUGAGUGUGUGUGUGAGGGGCGGUCGUGUGAUGGCGGCGAGCGCUGUACGGGCCAGCAGUGUUUCUCCUCUGUCAAGAUCAGUGACGGGUUUGUGGUUCGCCAGAAGGGCUGCCUUCGGGAUGACGACCAGGGGAGAGCCACCUGCGCCACCCCUCCUUCUCCCAGCCAAAUAGUCAAGUGUUGCCAGGGGCACCUGUGUAACCUGAACAUCACUGUGGAAGCACCAGCGAAAGAGGAUAAAGUGAAGUCUGCCGGCGAGCACGAGUGUGUGUGCGAGGGGCGCUCGUGUGCCACCGGGCGGCGCUGUGUAGGCCAGCACUGCUUCUCCAGUCUGACGGUCAGCGACGGAGCCCUGGUCUCCCAGAAGGGCUGCUUCAAGGUGUACGAGCAGAGCAGGAUGACCUGCAAGACGCCGCCCUCCCGCGACCAGAUCGUGGAGUGCUGCCAGGGCCACCUGUGUAACAUGAAUAUCACCGUGGAGCUGCCUGUCAUGGCAGGCGACCUUCCCAACUACAGCUUGACUACACUGGCCAUCGUCAUCGUGGCUCCGGUCAUCGUGCUCAUCGUCCUCUCGGGCAUCGCCAUCCUGGUGUUCAGACGGAUCCACCAGAACCAGAUGGAGAGGCUGACGGCCCGGGAGGCGGAGUACGGCACCAUAGACGGACUCAUAGCCUCCAACGUGGGGGAUAGCACACUGGCGGAUUUGCUGGAUCAUUCGUGCACGUCGGGAAGUGGCUCCGGACUCCCCUUCCUAGUUCAGAGAACCGUCGCUCGACAAAUCACACUCAACGAAUGUGUGGGUAAGGGGCGCUACGGUGAGGUUUGGCGAGGCCAGUGGCAGGGGGAGAGUGUGGCCGUGAAGAUCUUCUCCUCCAGAGAUGAGAAGUCCUGGUUCAGAGAGACUGAGAUCUACAACACAGUGCUGCUGAGGCAUGAGAACAUCCUGGGCUUCAUCGCUUCGGACAUGACUUCCCGAAACUCGAGUACACAGCUGUGGCUAAUCACCCACUUCCAUGAGAUGGGCUCCCUGUACGACUACCUGCAGCUGAGCACCCUAGACACAGCCAGCUGUCUGCGAAUGGCUUUGUCCAUCGCCAGCGGCCUGGCACACCUCCACGUGGAGAUCUUCGGCACCCAGGGCAAGCCGGCAAUCGCCCACCGAGACCUCAAAAGCAAAAACAUACUCGUCAACAAGAACGGCCAGUGCUGCAUCGCCGACCUGGGUCUUGCUGUGAUGCAUUUCCAAGACACAAACGAGUUAGACGUGGGCAACAACCCAAAAGUGGGCACGAAGCGCUACAUGGCCCCAGAGGUCUUGGACGACUCCAUCCAGAUGGACUGCUUUGAGUCCUUCAAGAGAGUGGACAUCUGGGCCUUUGGCCUGGUCCUGUGGGAGAUUGCAAGGAGCACGGUCAGCAACGGCAUUGUAGAGGACUACAAGCCUCCCUUCCAUGACGCGGUGCCCAGCGACCCCAGCUUUGAAGACAUGAAGAAGGUUGUGUGUGUGGACCAGCAGAGACCCAACAUCCCCAACAGAUGGUUCUCGGACCCAACUUUAACGUCCAUCGCAAAACUUAUGAAGGAGUGCUGGUACCAGAAUCCAUCCGCCAGAUUAACGGCGCUACGCAUCAAAAAGACUCUGACAAAAAUCGACAACUCUCUGGACAAAAUUAAAACGGACUUUUGAGCUUCUUCCUUGUUGGUGCGCAGGGAGAGGAAACCUAAAGGCCUUUAAAGACAUCCGGCAGGCAGUUCAGUUCCCCUGGACAACACACAGGAGAAAAUGGACCGGUUGAGCUCAGUGCUCUUAAAGUGGCACGUUUUGUAUUUAUUUUAAACACUUGGUGGGACAAAUUUUGGCAUCCAAAGAUGGCUUACAGGGCAUUUAAGACUGCCAAUAGUCUUAGAUAUUAGGUGACUAUCCCUUUUUAAGAUAUAGGAAUAUUGAACUAAUAGUCACAUUCUUCAAGGAAGAAACUGUUACCUGGGCAUUUGAGUAUUGUAUAUCGCUUUAGAGCUGCCGAUUUUUCUGAGAAAUGUCUGAACAUAUUUAAUUUAGCAAUAUUGGCCGUGCUUUAUUGCUGUUAUUGCACUAGCGAUCUUUGCAUUCCUGGCUUGCACUGUCGCUGAUGCAUUUGGAGAAAAGAAACAACUUGCCAAAAAAUGUUAUGUUUUAUAGUUCACACAAACUCCAGUAAUCAGAAUGAGGGGAGAGAAAAAAAGAGUUUAAGUUCUACUUUGACUGCAUCGCUCUUGCACUGGUGUUUACAAUAUUGUUAGAACAAUUCUCUUGGUAUUUCAUCCAACCUGUAACGUAUUUAGCGAACACACUGUGUUGUAGAAUUGUGCUGCAGACAGUUAUAGCCACUCUUUACUCCUUCCUUUGGCAACGUCGUCUAACGUGUCCUGUCACAGAGACGUUUUAUAUCACCAUACAUUUCACAUUUGUGUACCUGUUCUUUGUUUGGUUGUUUCAUCAGCUUAAUUGAGACAAAUGUUAAAAGAGCAAAUAAAAAUAUUUACUAGAUGACGCUGAACUCGAUUCAUACGGGAGCAGAAGUUAUGCCUGUAAAGUUAUAUCGUCUUAAUUUGUGCAUUGUCAAAGUAAUUGAAGUCAAACUUCAGCCUUUUUUCUUUCUUUUUUUAACAUUUUAUAUCAAGUAGUGAUUUCUAUGAAUUAAAUGGAGAAAAAAAACA
Oncorhynchus gorbuscha (pink salmon) is the source of this 3533-nucleotide messenger RNA. Its product is annotated as activin receptor type-1-like. Gene Ontology annotation, cellular component: BMP receptor complex; plasma membrane. The record is from RefSeq and is a predicted model, not a curated record. Gene Ontology annotation, biological process: heart development; cellular response to growth factor stimulus; transforming growth factor beta receptor signaling pathway. Gene Ontology annotation, molecular function: transforming growth factor beta receptor activity, type I; ATP binding; SMAD binding. NCBI's taxonomy places the organism in Eukaryota, Metazoa, Chordata, Actinopteri, Salmoniformes, Salmonidae.